AGCGGUGGUUACUUGUAAAAAUUGCGAAGAUUGGCUUGUAAUUAGAGAACAACAAUCUGUAAAAGGAAAAAUGUGCAAAGAAGAUGCAACUACUAAAAUGGUCUUGGUUGCAUAUCCGAUUGGAUAUCAAUUCCGGAUAACACUCCGAGAAAAGGAACAAAAGAUGAUUAAGCCCUUUACCUCUGACAUAAUUAGAUGCUUGUAUAAAUUGUAG
Dentiscutata erythropus is the source of this 214-nucleotide messenger RNA. Lineage: Eukaryota; Fungi; Glomeromycota; Glomeromycetes; Diversisporales; Gigasporaceae. The record is from the annotation of a GenBank genome assembly.